UGAUGAUAAUUGACUCAAAAGCGUUCAAUACUUCGACGAGUCCAAGUCUCGUGCGAUUGCUACGGUACGGUGCGUGGAAAGGCAUUAAAGGAAUCGACAGUAUGAAAAAGGCUCUAAUCAAACAUAAUUAAUCGAUCGAAACCUGUUAACUAUCACAAUCCCAUAUUACAAUCCACGCAACGUUCUCGUUUUCGGAAAUAGUGAAUAAAUUGUGGUGUUAAAUAAAAGAAAGGCAAUUGGUUAAAUGCAAAUUAAAAACAGAUGAAAGUGGUAUCAACGAAAUUGCAAAGAACGCUUUUAAUUAAACAUACAUACAUAUGCACAGACAUAGAUACAUACAAAUAGGCAAUACAUUAAAUUGAAUUAACAAGUCAAACCUCAAAAUGUGCCCAAAUUCCGGUUCCGGUAUGCAAAGUGCCCAAAUUCGAAAAUUCGUUGAGCAUGGGAUGCCCGAGAAGAUUAUAAAAACAGUGCAGUACACACUCAAAAAACGUGCCGAAGAACGGAGUUCCACCGUAGCCAGCAUGGAGAUGUCCCACCACAACCAUGCCGCCGCUGAUGCUGGCACAGGAAAGCCCCCUUCUACAAGCAAAAGCUCAUCUUUGGGCAUUCCUCGCCUUUGUGGGCGUUUUCGCAACCAACAAACUUCCACCAAAUUGCAGGAUAAUAUCACAAAUAUUGGCGCUGCAGGCACCGAAACAAUUGAAGUCAAUAAAGCCGAUAUGGACGCACUCGCCUUAACAACUCAAGUGACGAAAAACUUCGUGCAGCGACUUUAUGGUGUUGCGGAAAAAAUGCAAAGCAGCAAAUUAUACACAUUGCUGACGAGAACGACGCAGCCAGCGCAUUUAAUCGCCGUCUGUGUGUUAACAUUUGUGAUGUUCACUGUUUGGCCAGAUAUAGUGGACACAAGUGAUUCCUCCGCUGUCAGCGGUGCAGAGCAAACUUCAAUCAAGGACGAGCAACAUGCCCAGCGACAUAACACUUUGGCAGCCAUCGCAUACUUAGGUGCAUUCGCUACUCAUUUCGGUGCCCAAAUAUGGAUGACAUUCAUCUCAGGGCUAUCGCUGUAUUUCUCAUUGCCACGUCACACAUUUGGACAGUGUCAGCAGAUUUUGUUUCCACGUUAUUUCGCACUGAGCUCUGUGUUGAGCAUCAGUAUGUUAAUACUUUUUGUCAAGUACUUCCUUAACUCGUGGACUGUAGCCACAAUGGUGCAAUUGACAGCAUUGGCUACCACCGCCUUAAUUGAGUUAAUGAUACGUCUCUAUCUCGCACCUCCGAUGCUGCGACUGAUGCACGAAAAAUACCGGAUUGAAGGUGCUAUCGGUAGUGGUCGAGAGGUGGGCUCUCUCGAGCAAGGCGAUCUCAUCAAUUGUCCACACUAUCAACGCAUCCACAAAACAUUUCGCCGCAUCCACAUGACGAUAGCCAUGGGCAACAUGACGGUGCUGUUAGCUACCUGCCUUCAUUUGUAUUUUCUCGCAUCGAAAAUACAAAUUAGCUAAGGUGGUAGAAAAGAAGUAGACUAUAUAUUGGAAGAAUAUACAACAAAAGUGAAAGCUAACCCAGCGAUCAAUAUACAUACAUUAACAGACUACAAGAAGAUUAAAUUGUAACUAGCUGCGGCAGCUACCCGAAUGCAACACAUAUACGCAUGUACCAUAUUUAUAGAUAUUCACGUACGGCGAUCUUUCCUACGCUACCAACGUACCAGGAUAUGCGAAUGUGCGAAUGUGCGAAUUUUCAACUAGAUACCAAAAACGAAUUGCAUUUGUAGUAUUUAAGUUAAAAUUGUCUUCGUAAUGACAUGUGUAUUAGCAUUAGGUCUGUAAUCAAGCAUCGAAAUUAUUACUUACCUCCAUCUCACAAAACCUUUCAUGAAAAUUCAUUAAAUUUAAGUAUGUAAAUUACUUACGAAAAGUAUUCGUAUAUAGAAACUGUGAUACCCAUAAUGCAUGCAUAUGCACCUCCCCAUUUUAAAUCAUGCCAUAUGAACCCCCGUAACGUUGUGGACCUGCAAUUUCAGCUAGGUGAUACAAAUUUUAGACCUAAAUACGUAUUCGCAUCGGCUACUUUCAAACAUUCAUACAUAUGUACAUCAUGAGCUUUUGUCCAUCUAACCACAAAACCAAAUUACAGGAUUUUUUAUAUUAACGAUUGAAUGAGUAUAUAUUUAUGUAUGUAUGCGUGUGUGUAUCAUAUUAUCCAAAUAACUUAGAUUUUAUACUAAAUUUACGCAUACACACCGAAUUAUAAAUUUCUGGCGCCUUUACCGAAUUUUUAUUAUUGAAUCGAAAUAAAAAUGUGAUUUUACAUAUGA
Messenger RNA from Anastrepha obliqua, 2323 nucleotides. RefSeq lists its product as uncharacterized. The record is from RefSeq and is a predicted model, not a curated record. The coding region runs from base 384 to 1508 and encodes 374 amino acids. The transcript has 3 exons. NCBI's taxonomy places the organism in Eukaryota, Metazoa, Arthropoda, Insecta, Diptera, Tephritidae.